AGCAAAGAUGUCCGCGCCCGUUUGAAAACCUGCGGCAGCCAAAUCCUCCGUUUGGCUCCCGACCCGAGCCAGACCCGCCCAGAGGACAGGCCAGGACCAGGACCCGAGCCAGACCCGCCCAGAGGACAGGCCAGGACCAGGACCCGAGCCAGACCAUUCCGUACUAUCAGAAAUAAUGCUGAUAUCUGGAACUCAUGUCGGAAGUCGUGUAUGAAGAGACAGCCACGAUGAUCGCAGCAGGGGAAUUGCAGUCGUUUGUCCCGUUUGGCCGCGAGCACUGCAGGAACCAUCCGAACGCCUUCAACCUGCAGCUCAGAGAGCUCCAGCCCGCCUCCGAGCUCUGGUCGUCAGACGGCGCCGCCGGCCUGGUGGGGUCGCUGCAGGAAGUCAGUCUGCAGGAGAGGGAGAGGGAAUGCUGGCAGCUCAGGAAAGGCUGCAAGGGAGUCCGCCAGGAGGAUGUGGAGUUUGAAGAGGAGCUCUACACAGCGGGGACCGUGGUGGUCUGGAGUCAGGGCAGUCGGAUCCAAGCCUCCAACGUGUACAAGGCCUUCACCGUCGACAGCCCAGUGCAGCAGGCCUUAUGGUGUAACUUUGCUGUUCCUCAGAACAAGAAAGACGAAGAGGAAGUGGAGCAGACGGUGUGUAUCGUCCAGAGUAGCUGCGUCAACGUUCACAGCGUGACCGGGAAGGAUUUCAUCUCUCCGCUGCCGUUCCAGGUCUCAAAUGUCUGGGCGACAAAGUUUGGACUUCUGUUGGAACGAAAAAACACAGCAAUCGAUGCUCAACUCAGCACCCCCGGGGAAUCUCUUCCCACGGUGUUCAGCAUGCUGCAUCCUCUGGACGAGAUUGCACCUGUUGUGUGUAAACCUACAGGUCUGUUUGAAGGCUCCCGGGUGCAGUACGCGUCCGACUCCACCAUGACGAUGGUGUUCAGCUGCUCUCAGCCCUCAGUAGUCGUCUCCUAUGACACAGUGCAGGGAACACACUCUGUCUGGGCGCUGCGCAAAGUCACACAGGAAGAGCGCUCCUCAGUCCUGCGGUGUUCAGUGGAUCCGGUCGGCACCCCGCUGGGUCUGAUGGCGUCGGGCUUGCUGACCUCUCACCUCCGUAAUAUCUCCCGUCUGGACUCCCCCGGUGGACCCGGGGCAAGCAGGCUCGGAACCGGAACCGGAACAAGUUGCUCCGUUGGUCCCGGCUCUCCUCUCCACUACAGCGCUCUGCACAGCCACCAGAGCCGGAUCAUGACCUCCUCACCAGGAUUACACUCCCGCGUUCAUUCCCCGAGUAUAUCCAACAUGGCUGCCCUCAGCCGGGCUCACUCUCCAGGCAUGGCGGCUCCGUCCUUCUCCGGAGCGUCUCGUUUCAACACGUCGCUGCACAGCCCGUCUCCCAGAGGCCACCACGGCCUCGCCACGUCGCCCAACAGCACCGUCAACGACACCAUGCUGGCGCCGGAGAUGGAGCCCAUCGUACCGGACCUCUGCAUGGAGCAGCUGUGGAGCGAGACGGUCGCCGCCGGCUGUCACAGGGAGAUGAGCAGCCAGGCGUCCAAAGUAUUUCUGACCUCAGACCUCUGCGAGAACCGCUACCUCUGUUUCCUGGUGGAGUCUCACCAGCAGCUCAGAUGUGUGAAGUUUAUCGAGAGCAACAACACGUCUCAGCUCAUCUUCACUUCUGUCACCACCAUCUCUGCCAAAGAUGCCGAGCCUCUGCAGAAUAUCGACGCCAUGCUGGUUCUGGAGGCCUGUGGCAGUCUGGUCCUCUACACAGGAGUCACCAGGGUCAGCAAGGUGUUCGUCCCCGGCCUCCUGUCGCCCACCUUCAGCCUGACCAACCACCUGUCUCACCUCAGCACGCCGGCGGAGAACGUCAGCACGCCGGCCAACGCUGGCAGCCGACACCUCCAGAGACUGGAUGAGUCCGUGAUGCCGUCACCGGUGAUGGAGCUGAGAGGGCUAAACAUGAAACACCACGAAGGUUCAUUUUUAGACGAUUACACCUUCCAACAUGCCACGCCCUACAUCCACGCGCUGAGGGACCCCGUCUGCAACCGGGUCACUUUGGAACUCAGCAGUGGCUCGAUGCUGAGGAUCUCCAUCCCAGAGAUCGCUACCUCAGAGCUGGUGAGGAAAUGCCUUCAGGCCGUGCGUUUCAUUCUGCCAAAGGACGCUGCCAUGAAGGUUCUGGUGAAGUGGUACAACAUCUACAACGCCCCCGGAGGCCCCAGUGCUCACGCCGAGUGGAACCUGUUUGUCACCUGCUUCAUGACCCUGAUGGGCUACAACACGGAGCGCCUGGCCUGGACCCGGAACCUACAUUUCGAGGUUCCUCUCUCUCCGGUGAUCGCAGCGAAGAAGGCUCGUCCGUCUGACGGAGGAUCUGAGGAGGACUUGGACUACCUGUUGGCGUCUCAUUACCACCGACAGAUGAACUCUCAGCCCGUCUGCUCCAACAACACUCUCACCACACAGACUCUGGACCUGUCCUCUGUGUCCUCUCCCUCCGGUCCGUGUCUUCAGUUGGACAGUGCGGCUCCUCUCUUCGUUCACAUCCCGGCUCUCUUCUACGUUCUCCACCUGCUCUAUCAGGAGCUGCAGCUGGACGAGCUGCAGAGAGCGAGAGCCUCGUCACUGGUCUGCCUGCUGCAACAGCUGGCCAGAGACCUCCAGUUGGACGAGUAUGUGGAUCUGUACUGGAGAGACUACCCGUCAUUGAUUAGUGGCUUCACUGAGAGCUGCGUCAUAGACCAGGCUCUGAUUGGUCAGAUGCAGCGUCCGUCCUUCCUGAGGGCGGAGCCUCCCUGUGUGCUCAGCUGGCUCAGUGGCUGUCUGAGAGGAGAGGAGAGCCCGCCUUUCCCCUCCCUACCCGGCAUCUGUCAGAGGACCCGACUCAUGGUUCUGAGUUAUGCUCUCUACAUCGUCGGAGAUGAAAACGCCACUUCAACAGAAGUAUCAAAGUACUUGUCCAAGCUCUCUGCAGGUCAGAAGAACUGCACCAGUGAACCAAACUACAGAAGACAAAGCAGUGUGAAGGUGAACUUUUCCAGUGAGAGUCUGGCUGAGCAGCUGGUGGUCUGGCUCACCUCAGAAGGUUUCACCCUGAAGGACCUGGAGUCGGUCCCCUUCGGCGUGGCUCUGCCCAUCAGAGAGGCCAUCUACCGCUGCCGGGAGCAGCCGUGCUCUGAUUGGUCGGAGGAGGUGUGUCUCCUGAUUGGGCGACAGGAUCUGACCAAACAGGCCCACAAGAUGACGCUGGCCAAGAGCAAAGCUUCCGUUGGUUCAGGUCUUUCAUUGGAGCCUCCAGCGGCCACAGAGGCAGACGAGGAGGAAGAUGGGAUGUCGGACAUCAUUCAGGAGGUCACAGGACUGAUCUGGAGUCAGGAUCUCAGGGUCCAGGAGGUCAGGAGGCUCCUGCAGAGCUCCAGACCGGUCCGGGUCAGUGUGGUCCAGUUACCGGAGGUUUCUGAUCACGAGUACAUAGAGGAGAAAGAGAACAAACUCCUUCAGCUGUGUCAGAGGACCAUGGCUCUCCCGGUGGGCCGAGGCCUCUUCACGCUCUUCUCCUAUCAGCCGGUACCGACCGAACCGUUACCCGUCCCGAAGCUCAACCUGACAGGCCGCGCCCCCCCGAGGAACACGAUGGUGGACCUGAACAGCGGGAACAUUGAUGUUCCUCCCAACAUGACCAGCUGGCCCAGCUUCCACAACGGAGUCGCUGCAGGACUCAAAAUAGCUCCGGCUUCACAGGUGGACUCGGCCUGGAUCGCCUACAACAAGCCGAAGAGCCCCGAGCUGGCCAACGAGUACGCGGGCUUCCUCAUGGCCCUGGGCCUCAACGGACACCUCACCAAGCUGGCCACACUCAACAUACACGACUACCUCACCAAGGGCCACGAGAUGACCAGCAUCGGGCUGCUGCUGGGCGUGUCUUCGGCCAAACUGGGCACCAUGGACAUGUCCAUCACCCGUCUCCUCAGCAUCCACAUCCCCGCCCUGCUGCCCCCCACCUCCACCGAGCUGGACGUCCCGCACAACGUCCAGGUUGCUGCUGUGAUUGGCAUCGGGCUGGUGUACCAGGGAACAGGACACAGACACAACGCUGAGGUCCUGCUGUCUGAGAUAGGUCGGCCUCCUGGUCCAGAGAUGGAGUACUGCACAGACCGGGAGUCCUACUCUCUGGCUGCUGGUCUGGCUCUGGGGAUGGUCUGUCUGGGGCACGGCAGUAACCUGAUUGGGAUGACGGACCUGAACGUCCCGGAGCAGCUGUAUCAGUACAUGGUGGGGGGGCACCGCCGGGCUCAGGCCGGAGCCAACAGGGAGAGACACAAAUCCCCCAGCUACCAGAUCAAGGAGGGCGACACCAUAAACGUGGACGUGACGUGUCCCGGAGCCACGCUGGCCCUCGCCAUGAUCUACCUGAAGACCAACAACAGGUCCAUCGCUGAUUGGCUGAAACCUCCGGACACCUGGUUCCUGCUGGAUUUCAUCAAGCCGGAGUUUCUGCUGCUGAGGACUCUUGCUCGCUGUAUCAUCAUGUGGGAUGAAAUCCUCCCAAAUACUGAGUGGGUCAAGAGUAACAUACCGCAGAUCAUGAGGGGGACCUUUGACCCUUCAGAUGACAUAAACAUGGAGACGAUGGCCCAAGCCCAGGACUACAUCACGGCCGGCGCCUGUAUGGCGUUGGGUUUACGCUUCGCCGGCUCCGCCAACUCGGACGCCUUCGACUGCCUCUACGAGUUCGCCAGGACCUUCAUGAAGAUCAUGUCCUUCGCUGGUACAGCUGCUGUUCAGACGGGUUACUACAACCUGCAGACCGGCCUGUCCAUGAUCCUGCUGGCGAUGUCCAUGGUGAUGUCCGGCACCGGGAACCUGAAGGUCCUGCAGCUCUGCCGCUUCUUCCACAAGAGGACCGGAGGAGAGAUGAACUACGGCUUCCACAUGGCUCAUCACAUGGCUCUGGGCCUGCUGUUCCUGGGGGGGGCGAGAUACACGCUGAGCACCUCCAACUCGGCCAUCGCCGCUCUGCUCUGCGCCCUCUACCCACACUUCCCUGCUCACAGCACUGACAACCGCUAUCACCUUCAGGCCCUGAGACACCUGGCCGUUCUGGCUGCAGAGCCACGUCUGCUGGUCCCUGUGGACGUGGACUCCCUGAAGCCCUGCUACGCCCUCCUAGAGGUCACCUACAAGGAGACCAAGUGGUACAAUGAGACAACGGUGGAGCUGAUGGCCCCCACCAUGCUCCCCGAGCUGCACCUCCUCAAACGGGUGAAGGUGAAGGGUCCGCGGUACUGGGAGCUCUCUGUAGACCUGAGCAGAGAAACACAGCAUCUACAGUCCAUCCUGUCCAGAGACGGGGUUCUGUACGUUAAACUGAGAGCCGGCCAGCUGCCCUACAAAGACGACCCUCAGGGCUGGAAGAGUCUGCUGGCCUCCACCGUCAACCACCGCACCUCUGGAGUCAGAGCCUUCAAGCCUGAAGCCAUCUCUACGUUCACCUCAGAGCCGGCGUUGGUCUCCUUCGCCGAGUUCUUCUGCAAAACGUCUGAGGAGAUUCCACACAGAGGAGACACUCUGGUGUUGUUCUCGGCGAUGCUGUAUGAAUGUGUGACUCAGGAGUGUCCAGAGAUGCUGCCCACAUACAUCGCUAUAGAGCAGGCCGUGUCCGCUCUGCGCCGGGCCGACCUCCUGCAGACCUUCCCUCUGUGGCAGAUGCGUCUGGUGGUGGAGCUGUGGGACAGCCGGGUGCAGAGAGGACCAAACAACCGCCACGACGCUCUGCUCACCUCAGAGUUCAUGCCCGUCAUGAAGAACAUGGUGGACGAGGAGCUGGACCGCUGGCUAGCAGACCACAGCUCCGUGUUGAGGUCCUACAUGAGGGGUGAGGCCCUCCCUAAGGCCGCCCAGUCCAUCAUGCUGGCCAGCUUCCUGGUUUACCGCUCCAUCCCCUGUCUGAGGAACACACACACACAGCUGGAGGGCUGCAGCUCUCUGGGGGAUUUACUGUGGAGGAGCAGCCGGCUGAGGAUUCCUCUCCGAGACCUGCUGAGGCUGGUCCCCGUCCUGCUGGGCCCCGGAUCCGGACCCCACGACCUGCCGGGCCUCCCUCUGCAGGCCUUCUGAUCCAAGCCACGCCCCCAGAGGAGGGUCGCCUCCCUGCAUCACGGAGGAGAAGAACUGUUCCUCCUCAGCUUCAGACUUUUGUAAAAUAAUGUUUCUUUUUUUACUCUGCAGUAAAGAUGUAGUACUGCAGUAAAGCUGUAGUACUGCAGUAAAGAUGUAGUACUGCAGUAAAGCUGUAGUACUGCAGUAAAGAUGUAGUACUGCAGUAAAGCUGUAGUACUGCAGUAAAGAUGUAGUACUGCAGUAAAGAUGUAGUACUGCAGUAAAGAUGUAGUACUGCAGUAAAGCUGUAGUACUGCAGUAAAGAUGUAGUACUGCAGUAAAGAUGUAGUACUGCAUCGUGGGGAGGACGAAGAGACAAUAAAAGAGAAAAGUACCUCUA
Messenger RNA from Anoplopoma fimbria (sablefish), 6504 nucleotides. RefSeq names its product anaphase promoting complex subunit 1 (gene anapc1). The coding region runs from base 195 to 6122 and encodes 1975 amino acids. Gene Ontology annotation, molecular function: molecular adaptor activity. The transcript is spliced from 54 exons. Lineage: Eukaryota; Metazoa; Chordata; Actinopteri; Perciformes; Anoplopomatidae. Gene Ontology annotation, biological process: anaphase-promoting complex-dependent catabolic process; metaphase/anaphase transition of mitotic cell cycle; protein K11-linked ubiquitination. The record is from RefSeq and is a predicted model, not a curated record. Gene Ontology annotation, cellular component: anaphase-promoting complex.